Amblyraja radiata (thorny skate) is the source of this 2174-nucleotide messenger RNA. RefSeq names its product adrenoceptor beta 1 (gene adrb1). Gene Ontology annotation, biological process: positive regulation of MAPK cascade; positive regulation of heart contraction; adenylate cyclase-activating adrenergic receptor signaling pathway. The transcript is spliced from 2 exons. The record is from RefSeq and is a predicted model, not a curated record. Gene Ontology annotation, molecular function: beta1-adrenergic receptor activity. Bases 109 to 1341 code for a protein of 410 amino acids. Gene Ontology annotation, cellular component: plasma membrane. NCBI's taxonomy places the organism in Eukaryota, Metazoa, Chordata, Chondrichthyes, Rajiformes, Rajidae.
CUGUUGCUGGUGGCAAUGCACUAGGAUGAGAAGAAAGCAACAUCGGCGGGGAGACGUGUGGAUGAGACUCCUUGACUGCCCCCACCUUCACUAGCAGCGGCACCCACAAUGGGAGACGGACAUUCCUCUCUGGGUUGCCACAAUAAUAAAUCAACCGCAAUAAUAUUUGUCAACCCUGCGAACGGGGUAAGUCCAAGCCUGCCUCAUCAGCAAGACUUUUCUGAGCAGUGGGUGAUAGGCAUGGGCACAGUCAUGGCAAUCAUCGUCCUGAUCAUCGUGUUGGGAAACCUGCUAGUGGUUUAUGCCAUCGCAAAGAACCAGCGGCUCCAGACCCUAACCAAUGUUUUCAUUGUAUCUCUGGCCUGUGCAGAUCUGAUUAUGGGACUGUUGGUGGUCCCGCUCGGCGCGACCUUGGUGGUGCGAGGUAACUGGCUGUACGGCUCGGUUUUCUGCGAAAUGUGGACUUCUGUUGACGUGCUUUGUGUGACAGCCAGCAUCGAGACCCUGUGCGUGAUCGCCAUAGACCGUUACAUCGCCAUAACCUCUCCCUUCCGCUACCAGAAUUUGCUCACUAAGACCAGGGCGCGGGUGAUCGUGUGUGUGGUCUGGGCGAUCUCCGCGCUCAUCUCCUUGCUCCCCAUCAUGAUGCAUUGGUGGAGAGACGACGGGCCCGAUGCUAUCCGCUGUUACAACGACCCAUGUUGCUGCGACUUCGUGACCAACAAAGCCUACGCCGUUGCCUCAUCCAUUAUCUCCUUCUACUUGCCCCUGCUCAUCAUGAUCUUCGUCUAUGCCCGCGUCUUUCAAGAAGCCAAGAAGCAGAUGAAGAAGAUCGACAAGUGCGAGGGAAGGUUUUACACCAGUCACUUCAUUCCAAACGGCAGGGCAAACCGCAGGAGAUCAUCCAGGAUUAUAGCCAUCAGGGACCACAAGGCUCUGAAGACUCUGGGGAUUAUUAUGGGGACUUUCACUCUUUGCUGGCUGCCUUUCUUUCUGGCAAACGUGGUGAAGGCGUUCCGUCCCGACAUUGUGCCUGAAAAGCUAUUUCUGUUUCUCAACUGGCUGGGCUAUGUCAACUCCGGGUUCAACCCUAUCAUUUACUGCAAGAGUCCUGACUUCAGGGCGGCCUUUAAGAAGUUGCUCUUCUGCCCCAGUGCCGCCGACAGCAGACUGUACACGGGCUCUGGGGAAUUGUCCCGCUGCUCAGGAAUGUUCGGCAGUACUCUGGACCCCAGUAGCCUGGAGAUGUGGUCAGAGUGGAGCAGGGCGCGGGAGAGCAACGGGGGCGACGUGGACUCGCAGGACAACCUCCGCCAGGAAGACAAAGAGUCGCAGUUCUAGGACGCACCCGACCGACCCACAGAUUCGCAGCGAACGUAGUCUGCGAACACAAACCAGGUCCGAAACCCGGGAAGCCUUUAUGGUUGGAGAGGCGUCACCGCUGAGUCCAUCUGUACGCGACACAUCAUUGUAAAACGACCGCAGAAUCUUCACCACAGAUCUCUUCUUCAGCGUUCUCCCUCGGCAAUAUUAGAGGAGACAUUCAAAAGCACUUCAUGUCAACACUAAGAUUUGGACUUGGGUAAAGAAUCCAACAUUCUCAGCGGAGCAGGCAAUGGUGAUGGACGGUGAAGGAAGAGACUGGGCCAGUUUUGCUGUGAAAAUGAAUUUCCUUGGUUCAAUUACAUUCCACAGCGAAGGGAGAUUUCCGAUAAAGUCGAGACCCCCCCCCUGCCUUCCAAGUCGAUUGCCUUAACAUAGAUGGCCAUUGGACAGCAAAUACUGUACUCCUGUUGUGAUGUGGUCACUUUAAACAUUAUAGAAUAUGUGUAACAGAGCAACCACAAUCUUUAGUUUAAAAAACGACUUGACCACACUGGUCGGACUUUCUAAGGAGAUUUGAGAGAACUGCUCAGUAUAUCACAUUAUUCUCUGAACCCCUCUCCCUCCCCUCCACCCCAUCCUCGCCUUUAUAUCGUGCUGUACGCGAGCUUUGGAAGUAUCGAUGUUCAAGAAUGGAUGCUGCCAAAUUCAUGGUGAACCAACCUGCAACCUCAGUUAACAGUGCUCAAGAUGGAUGGAGAUAAGACUAUUACUUACAGUGCCCUCCAUAAUGUUUGGGACAAAGACCCAUCAUUUAUUUAUUUGCCUUUGUGCUCCACAAUUUGAGUUUU